CCUGCCGCUCGUGAACGCACCUCCUCCUGCCUGCUCCGGAUGUGUUUGCGUGUGUUAUUGUUGUGAACGGAGGGAGCAUGGACUCGACUCGUGUGACGAGAAUAGGUUGAUUUAGCUGUACUCAUGAUGAACUUUGACGGUCUCGACGCCGGGAUGGGUGAGUACCCUCCCAGCCUUCACGGGACUCUGGACGCAGGGAUGGAGCCCUCCAUGGACCCACACCUGAACCCCAACUUGCUGCAGGGUGUGGAGCUCGACCCAGAGGGACUGGCGGUGACCGUGCCCGAGCCUGUGCACCUCAUGGAGGGCAUGUUUUCCGAGCUACACAGUGCUGUUUCAGAAGUUGGCAUCCCUGUCACUGCAACACAUUUUGACCUUCAGGAGGAAAUGCUCUGGAUGGGAAACCACAGAGGUCAUGUAACCUCAUUUUUUGGACCUACGAUGGGACGCCAUUCUUCUUUCCAAGCGCACGCAGCCGACGACAUUCGACACAUUCAGAGUUUGGAAACGGGCGUCCUGUUUCUGUCCAAGUCUAACCUCAAAUGCCACACUCGUGGAGGCCUUGUUAUGUUUGAUUACCCGAUGGAGGAAGGAGCUGACAUGCAUAGCCUCCUCAUGACUGAUAACAACACUUUGCUUAUGGGUGGACUGCAAAACUAUGCGGUUGAAGUUGACUUGAAUACUGUCCAGGAAACUCAAAAGUUCACUGUUGAGGUACCUGGAGUGGCAAUAAUGCGGCAAACGAGUCGUUUCUUCUUCUGUGGACACACUUCUGGCAAAAUAACCCUCCGAGACUUGCGCUCCUUCAAGACGGAGCAUGAGUUUGACGCCUUCUCCGGCAGCCUCUCAGACUUUGACGUUCACGGAAACCUUCUGGCUGCGUGCGGGUUCUCCAGCCGAGGUUUGAACGGAUUGGCGUGCGACCGCUUCCUCAUGGUGUACGACCUCCGUAUGAUGCGGGCUGUAACGCCUCUUCAGGUGCACGUGGACCCUCUCUUCUUACGCUUCAUUCCUACGUACACGUCACGCCUGGCGAUCAUCUCACAGACAGGUCAGUGCCAGUUCUGCGAGCCCACCGGUCUCGCCAACGUUGCGGACAUUUUCCACGUCAACACGGUGGGCCAGUUGCUCAUGAGUUUUGACGUGUCAUCCAGCAAACAAGCUUUGGCUUUCGGGGACUCUGGGGGAUGCGUGCACCUUUGGUCUGACGCUCCAGAGGUUUCAUUUAACGACUACUCCCGGGAGACAGAGUUCGCCCUGCCUUGCCUCGUGGACACGCUGCCUCAACUGGACUGGAACCAUGACCUGCUGCCCAUCUCGCUGAUCCCCAUGCCGCUGACCAGCACGGAGCCGCUGCUGUCAGACUGGCCCAGUGCACUGGCUACACCCAGCCCCAGACGAGCUCCUGCUGUCGACCCAGAAAUCCUGCGCACAAUGAAAACUGUUGGAUUUAUAGGUUAUGCAGCGAAUCCUCGAACCCGCCCUCGGAACCAGGUUCCUUACAAAAUUAAAGAUGUGGAGCUCGAUUAUGAUAAUUACAACCAGGUCCCUGAAUCACCAAUUGGACGUGAUGAAGAGCCUCACCUCUACAUGGUGCCCAAAAAGUACAGAAAGGUCACGAUUAAAUACUCCAAACUUGGACUGGAGGACUUCGAUUUCAAGCAUUACAACAGAACCUUGUUUGCUGGUCUGGAGCCUCACAUCCCCAACGCCUAUUGUAACUGCAUGAUCCAGGUUUUAUAUUUCCUGGAGCCAAUUCGGUGUCUCGUUCAGAAUCAUUUGUGCCAGAAGGAGUUUUGUUUGGCCUGUGAGCUCGGCUUCCUCUUCCACAUGUUGGAUUUGUCACGAGGAGAUCCGUGUCAGGCCAGUAACUUCCUGCGAGCGUUUCGUACCAUCCCUGAAGCCUCAGCGCUUGGUCUGAUCCUCGCGGACUCAGACGAGCAAACGGGGAAGGCAAGGCUCGGCCGUUUAAUCCAAAGCUGGAACCGCUUCAUCCUCACCCAGCUCCACCAGGAGACUCAGGAGCAGGAGGGCCCACAGGCCUACAGGGGAGCCAGCAGCAGUUCUCUGGGUUCCUCUGGUGAGUCUGCCAUCGGAAAACUGUUUGGAUGUGAGGUGGAGAACAGCAGCUUGUGCCGAUGUGGCAAGGAGACGGUCCGCUCGUCCCUCACGUUACUCUUCACCAUGCAUUACUCUGAACAGAGCUCUCAAGAAAAAACAAAGGAAUACGACUUUGCUGAGAUCUUGAAGAAAAGCAUCUGUCUGGAGCAGAGCACUCAGGCGUGGUGUGAAAACUGUGAGAAGUAUCAACCCACAGUGCAGACACGCAACAUUCGAUGUCUACCAGAUGUUCUGGUCAUCAACUGUGAAGUGAACAGCGCUAAAGAGGCUGAAUUCUGGAAGGUUCAAGCCGAGUACGCCUUCAAUAAGGCCAAGAAAAAAGAGGCGAUGGAGCCUCCUAAACCUAAAGAACCUCCCCCGAUGCCCACCGAGUGGUGCUUAGACGGGGAGGAGGCCUGCAGUAUGGAGGGCUUCACCUUUGACACACAGGCGGAGGAUCUGCGACACGUCUGGAUCCCCCUCACUCUAAAGAUGUCCAUCAGCAAAAGUCAGGGACUCGAAGUGAGCAGCUGGCCGGAAGGAGAAGAGUUAAGCGCCGCUGAAGAGGCGGACGGUGCUUCCCUCUAUGACUUGGUUGUCACGGUGCCUCACGUCCUGGACGCUCGCACGGGUGGAAACUUGGUCGCACACAUCAAAGUGGGAGAGACCUACCAUCAGAGAAAAGAAGGAGUCACACACCAACAGUGGUACCUCUUCAAUGAUUUCUUAAUUGAGCCGAUUGACAAGGCUGAAGCUGCUCAGUUUGACGUCAGCUGGAAAGUGCCCGCCAUUCUGUAUUACGCCAAGAGGAACUACCAUACCAAAUACGACCUACGCAUUAAGAAUCCCAUAGACGCCAGCGUGCUGCUGACGGAGGCCUCAUUGGCACGGAAGCAGAGGAAGAGUCACGCCACAUUCAUCCCGCUCAUGGUCACCGAGAUGCCGCAGGCCGGGGACUUGGUGGGACUGGACGCUGAGUUUGUCACCCUCAACCAGGAAGAGGCAGAACUUCGCAGCGACGGCACCAAGUCGACCAUCAAGCCCAGUCAGAUGUCUGUGGCCAGGAUCACCUGUGUCAGGGGUCAGGGCCCUAACGAGGGGGUUCCCUUCAUCGAUGACUACAUCUCCACUCAGGAGCAGGUCGUCGACUAUCUGACGCAGUAUUCUGGCAUCAAACCAGGAGACCUGGAUGCGAAGAUCUCCUCAAAGCAUUUAACCACGCUGAAGUCCACGUACUUGAAGCUGCGCUUCCUCAUCGACACCGGAGUUCGCUUCGUUGGUCACGGUUUACAGAAGGACUUCCGGGUUAUCAAUUUAUUGGUUCUCAAAGAUCAAGUCAUCGACACGGUCUACCUGUUUCAUUUACCCCGCAAGAGGAUGAUUUCUCUCAGGUUUCUCGCCUGGUACUUUUUAGAUCUCAACAUACAGGGGGAAACCCACGACAGCAUAGAGGACGCUCGCACCGCUCUGCAGCUGUACAGGAAGUUUUUGGAGCUGAGCCGUGGAGGCGGGACAGACGAAGUGAGGAAGGUCCUAAAGGGACUCUACGAAAAAGGCCGCCAGCUGGACUGGAAAGUCCCAGAUUCGGACACAGGAGAUGGUCAAGGUAGCCCAAAAAGUGCUGCCGUGUUUCCCUCUGUGAUGGGGCUGUGAGCUGCACGUCGACACAUUCCCACUGGAGAGUUUUCACUGAUCACUGCUAGCUCAGUUAGUGUCAUAUUUUGUACUUAUUUGCAUUUAUUUUUGCAUUGUGUACAGUGUUUAUGAAGGUCUCUGCAGCCUGUACAGCCCAUCUCAGCUCACAAGACGUUUUAAUCAUGUCAAACAUUGUACUUUCCAUCGAGGAAAGGUUUUCAGGAGCAGGAAAUGAGUUUGUAUUUUAUGAUUUUGGAGCCUUUUUUAAAAAAAAUUAAUAAACAUAUCAUGAGCACUA
Larimichthys crocea (large yellow croaker) is the source of this 4033-nucleotide messenger RNA. It is a transcript of the gene pan2, whose product is annotated as poly(A) specific ribonuclease subunit PAN2. NCBI's taxonomy places the organism in Eukaryota, Metazoa, Chordata, Actinopteri, Sciaenidae. Gene Ontology annotation, molecular function: nucleic acid binding; poly(A)-specific ribonuclease activity; protein binding. Bases 124 to 3753 code for a protein of 1209 amino acids. The transcript has 26 exons. Gene Ontology annotation, biological process: mRNA processing; nuclear-transcribed mRNA poly(A) tail shortening. Gene Ontology annotation, cellular component: P-body; PAN complex. The record is from RefSeq and is a predicted model, not a curated record.